Molecule: messenger RNA, 1464 nt
Organism: Stereum hirsutum FP-91666 SS1
Lineage: Eukaryota; Fungi; Basidiomycota; Agaricomycetes; Russulales; Stereaceae
Product: Aldo/keto reductase
Exons: 14
Coding region: 287-1363 (358 amino acids)
Source: RefSeq, a predicted model, not a curated record
GACACGUCAUUGAUUGAACUUUCACGCAUGAAGCUUAAACCCUUGUUAACCGCUUCAGUAUUUCACUGGCACUCGGUGAUUGUUCAGGGUGCUUCACUGGAGACAGCUGAUGAUUGUCGGUGAAACUCAUCCUUCAAAAUAGAUCCUCAGUACCUGGACCGAACGGAAGCUAACACCAUCCUUACCUCGGAUAUCCGGCGGUACCCCGUUCUCCCACGAUGGACUUUUCCUUCUCUUCGACCUAUCAUCGCUUGCGACUCGAAAGCAUACGAUACGCCGCACCGCGAUGUCGGAGUUUACGAUGAAGUAUGAACAGAAGAAUAUGCCCUUUCGGAGACUUGGGUCCUCUGGAUUGCGUGUGCCCGUGUUCUCCAUUGGAGGAUGGUUGACCAUUGGCGGUACCGUGAAUGGAGACCCCGUCAAGGAUAUUAUCAAGACGGCUUUCGAGAAUGGGAUUAAUAUGUUCGACGAAGCGGAAGGCUAUGCGUCUGGCAAUUCUGAGAAGGAGCUCGGUCGAGUUAUCAAAGAGUUAGGCCUCCAUCGCACAGAUAUCAUCGUCACCACAAAGCUAUUUUGGGGACCUGGACAGGGUCCCAAUGACACGGGUUUAUCUCGCAAACAUAUCAUCGAGGGUGCGCGGGGUUCUUUGAAGAGGCUACAGAUGGACUACGUCGACGUCAUUUUUGCCCACCGUCCGGACCAUACCACUCCCAUGGUCGAAACGGUUCGCGCCUUCGACUGGUUAAUCAACCAGGGACUCGCGUUCUAUUGGGCCACUUCCGAAUGGUCGGCUCGUGAAAUCGAAGAAGCUCAUCAUGUCGCCGAUCAGUAUGGACUCCACGCACCAGUUGCAGAGCAAUGCCAACACCAUUUACUAAGUCGGGAGCGAGCUGAGGGCGAAUACGCGCCGCUGUAUAAGAGAUACAACAUGGGAACAACUGUCUUCUCCGCGUUGGCUAGCGGAAUGUUGACGGGCAAGUACAAUAAUGGUAUUCCAGAAGGCUCUCGCUACAAAACCAAUAAGGAUGAUGACAACUACAAGGGAAAGGAGCUGUAUCUCAAGUCUCCAGAGGGCCAGCGCGAGAUUCAAAUCGUCAAGGACCUCACCGUGAUCGCUGAAACAGAUCUUGGGUGCACAGUAGGACAACUUGCUUUGGCUUGGGUCGCCCGAAACCCAAAUACCAGUACUGUUAUCCUCGGCGCCACAAGCCCUGCGCAGGUUCUUGACAAUCUUAAGGCGAUAGACGUUAUUCCAAAGUUGACUCCCGAGAUUUUGGAGAAGAUAGAAAACAUCGUCCAAAACAAACCUAAACCACCUCCCACGUUUGGAAGGCCACCUCUGGAUCCGAUGGGAAGGCAGUAAUUGGGGAGCAUUACUGACCAAACGUCCGGUUUCCUUGGUGUUGUAUCAUAACGCCACGACCUCCAGGAAAAUAUCAGUGUAGCCGGUAGUCGUACAACUCG